CAGAGAGAGAGAGAGAGAGAGAGAGAGAGAGAGAGAGAGAGAUUUAUUCAUUUAUUAUGUAUUCAUUUGUAUUAUUUAUUUAUUUUUAUUUUUUUACCAAAGGAACGAAAUACAGAAAGAGCAUAUGAAAGAAAGAAAGAAAGAAAGAAAGAAACAGAAAGAAGGCAAGAAAGAGAGAUGGAUGAGAAGGAAGGGUGGAAGGAAGGCAGAAAGAAUUGAAUGAAUAAGAGAAGAAAGAAAGACAGACCGGAGGGAAGGAAGGAGGGAGCGAAAGAAAGAAAAACGGGAAGGAAGGAAGACAGGAAAGAAAGAGACAGAAAGAAGGGAAGAAAGAAAGACAGAACAGAAGGAAGGAAGGAAGACAGGAAAGAAGGGAAGAAAGAAAGUGAGAAAGAAAGAAAGAACUGAAUGAAUAAGAGGAUAAAGGAAAGACAGAACUGAAGGAAGGAAAGAAUAAGGGUAGAAAGAACAAAAAGAAAAAUUGAAAAGAAAGAUUGAAAGAAAGAUGUGAGAAUAGAAAAUAAGAAAGAAUUGACAAAUAAAUAAAUAAAUGCAUAAAUAAAUAAAUAUGUACUUGUUUUAUUAUUUAUAUAAUAUGCCGAUAGAUAGAUAGAUAGAUAGAUAGAUAGAUAUUUUUAUCUCUGAACGCUUCCGUGUUUAUUUUUGCGACUGUGAUGACAGUUGAAGACACGCCCACUCUGUUUGACGUCAUCCAACAUGGCGACCUACUUGAGUCGGCUGCACCACAUCUCCCUGCACGUUUCUAACGUGGAUAAACUCGCUCUGGACCUGGUGUCGAAGUUCCAGUUCCGCGUGUUCGCCGCCAGACUGACGGCCGGAGCCCGGCAGCUCGCCUUCCGGAAAGGAGCCGCGGUGUUCGUGGUCAAUGAGAGACCGAGCUGCGGCGGAGAGGCGCUGCUCCCGGGGCACCGGAACCGGCGGGUCGCUCGUUCACACGGGGACGAUGUGGGUCCGGGAUGCGUCGGUGGCAUCCUGUACGACGUGCGGCCGCAUUACUCUGUGGACAGCGCGUGCAACGUGUGCUUCGAGGUCGAGGACGUUGAGAGGUCGUCGGAGUCGCUGCGCGCGCGUGGCUGCGACCUGCUCGUGCCGCCGACGCGCGUCCGUGACGACUGCGGCCUCGUGACUUACUCGGUCGUGAAAUCCGUCGUGGGCAAUGUCUGCCAUACGCUCGUAGACACGAGUCGGUACCGAGGACCCUUUCUGCCCGGAUUUUGUGAUGUCGGGACCGGAGCGGAGGAGGACCCGCGCUGUCCCGUGACGCAUUUUGAUCACGUCACGUACGCGUGCCCGAGACGCAGCACGGCCGAGGUGAUGCGCUGGUACGAGAGGAACUUCGGGUUCCAGAGGUUUUUCAUCUGCAGAAACGAGGACGUAGAUGAAGGCUACAUGUUGGAUCGGGACGGAAUCGGUCUGCGUCUGACCGCCAUGGAGUACUGGAAAUGCAGCGAGACGGGAAUCGAGCUCCCAUUUAAAGACGGAAAGGAUCCAGACUGCAAGUUCGUCAUUGCCGAAUCUCUGCCUGAGCAGGGCAGGAAUCAGGUGGACACGUUUCUGGAGCAGCACAGAGGUCCGGGAAUCCAGCACAUCGGCCUGUUCACGCAGGACAUCCUGUCCACGGCGGACGCCAUGGCCAACGCCGGUGUUCAGUUCUUCUCUCCUCCUGCAGCCUACUACACCGAGGUGGGAAGGCAGCAGGAGAUCGAGGAGGCGGGGCUUGAUCCGAACGCGCUGAUGCAGCACGGCAUCCUGUUAGACACAGACCUGCGGGUGAACGGCGAGGAUCCGACCUCAUGCAGUAAGAGGUACCUGCUGCAGGUGUUCACCAAGCCCAUCUUCUCCGAGGACACGUUCUUCCUGGAGCUGAUCGAGCGCCGUGGAGCCACCGGGUUCGGAGAGGGGAACAUCCGAGCUUUAUGGAGAUCCGUACAGUCUUACAUGGAGAAGGACAGUCAGGAGCACUCGAAUAUUAAAAGCAAGCAGACAGGACAGCACUGACGUCUGACCCAGUGAACACACCAUCAGAUUAAUUAAAUAUGUUAAUUUAUGCGGAAUUUACGCACUCUGUAUUUAACACUCCUGUAAAUAUGAGCCGUGUGGUUUUGUUUAAAACGCUUUGUUUUUGUAAGACUAAUGUAUGUUUCAUUUUUUAGAAGUAAAAGUGAAAAGCUGCCCCGAGGAUAACGGACGAUUACUGAACUCCUGUAGGGGGGAAGAACAAUGGGUCUACGUGUUAUCACUGUAUAUGAUCUAAUCGAUAAAAUCAGUGUACGAAA
Molecule: messenger RNA, 2297 nt
Organism: Ictalurus punctatus (channel catfish)
Lineage: Eukaryota; Metazoa; Chordata; Actinopteri; Siluriformes; Ictaluridae
Gene: hpdl
Product: 4-hydroxyphenylpyruvate dioxygenase-like
Exons: 5
Coding region: 718-2019 (433 amino acids)
Biological process (GO): aromatic amino acid metabolic process
Molecular function (GO): 4-hydroxyphenylpyruvate dioxygenase activity
Source: RefSeq, a predicted model, not a curated record